UGAGUGUUCCCGAGUCCGUACACUAUCUCGUCUAUGAAAAAGAGUAGCGUCCUGGCUAACGACACGUUUUCGUUAAAAUGUAUUAAUUGUUUUUAUAAUAAUAGGUCAGAUUUUCAGUUUGCGAGUGUAUUUGAACAAUAUAAAGUUAUGAAAUAAAACUUAGCAAUGGCUAGAAGUGUAACUCCGUUGCUAAAGUCGUAUUUAAAAUCCAAUCUUAUCAAUCAAGGAUGUCAACACCGAGGGUUUUCUUAUUCAUCUUGCCUGCGGACAGGUCAUUUGAAGUUUUCGGAGCAGGUUAAAGCAGCCAUUGCAGCUAGGCAACCAGUUGUUGCCCUGGAGACAACUAUAGUAACGCAUGGAAUGCCAGCUCCACAGAAUAUCAGAACCGCACUAGAAGUAGAAGAUAUUGUGCGCCAAUCAGGGGCAGUUCCUGCCACUAUAGGGAUCAUUAAAGGACAGGUGUACAUAGGCUUGGAAAGGGACCAGAUAGAGUACCUUGCUGAUCCUGGUACUACUGCUGUGAAAACUUCCCGGCAUGAUCUUGCAUAUGUUCUAUCUCAGGGACUGAAUGGUGGUACCACUGUCUCCGGCACAAUGGUGCUGGCUCACAUGGCAGGCAUACCGGUGUUUGUGACUGGUGGCAUAGGGGGCGUGCACAGAGGGGCUGAGUCAACCAUGGAUAUCAGUGCGGACCUGACUGAGCUUGGCAGGACACCAGUUACCGUGGUAUCAGCAGGGAUCAAAUCAAUCUUGGACAUUGGCCGGACACUGGAGUAUCUGGAGACACAGGGUGUAUGCGUGGCAACUUAUGGAGCGACCAAUGAUUUCCCUGCAUUCUUUUCCCGCUCAAGUGGAUUUAAAGCUCCGUACCAUGUGACAUCACCAUAUCAGGUGGCCUGUAUGAUAGAGAAGAAUCAUGAGCUCGGCCUGCAGUCUGGAAGCCUGAUAGCAGUGCCGAUACCACUGGAGUUUGAUACGCUCGGGCAGGAGAUAGAAACUGUGAUACAGUCUGUUGUAAGGGAAGCUCAAGACAAGGGGAUAAGUGGUAAGGAAGUGACCCCAUACAUCUUGAAGAGAGUGAAUGAUCUAACCCAGGGAAAGUCAUUGCAAGCCAAUAUUCAUCUUAUCAAGAAUAAUGCAGCAGUUGGCAGUGCUAUAGCUGUAGAAUUAAACAAGUUGAAACAAAUGAAGGGAGGAAACUCUUCAAAUGUCAAAGAAACAUCUGCUACAAAGGGAGAUCAUCAAAAGUAUCAUAAUAUUUCCACUGGAGGAAAAACAGUUUAUCCUACCUUAAGAAACACAGCCAUUACAGCAGAAAAAAAUGUGGAUAGAUCAAGUAAACAAAAAAAAGUUACAGUGGUUGGUUGUUCCAUUGUGGACUUCACAGUAAAGGUGACACAGCCUCAUUUUAAGAGCAAUGGUGCUAGUUACGCUGGCCACAUACAUCAAUCCUUUGGAGGAGUGGGGCGUAACCUUGCAGAUGGGUUGUCAAGGCUGGGCACCGACACACUCUUCCUGUCAGCUGUAGGGGAUGACUCCCAUAGAGCAGCGUUUGAACAGCACUGUAAACAUAUGAACCUAUCAGGUAUUGCCAGGUUACCCGGUCACAGGACAGCGACCUACUGUGCCGUGCUACGGGACACUGGCCACCUACUGUUUGGGGUCCAGGAUACCAAUAUAGCGUCACAGAUUACACCACAAUAUAUAUCCAGUUUUGAGAGGCAACUGGCGAACUCUGACAUUGUAUGUAUGGAUGGCAACAUCACAAUGGAGACCAUAAAGACUUUAUGUGAUAUAUGUAGAGUGAACGGGGUACCAGUGCUGUUUGAGCCCACAGACCUCCUGAAGGCCACCAAGCCCCUCCAGAGCUCCGCCCACACGGCUGUAACCUUGACCACGCCCAACUUCAAUGAGCUCAGGGCCAUGGCAGAGUUCAUCACUGGGAAACAAUAUACUAGUAUAGAAUCAGCAGAUGACUGCAGUUGUUCUGAAGUCAUUGAAGAGUCUUUACGUCUCCUGUCACCGGUGUCUGACCUCAUUCCAGUAACCAUGGUAACAUUAGGUCGCCAUGGCGUCCUUCUGUGUAGCCGUGGAGAUUUCACAAUUGGAAAGGGAUCUUGUGUUCAGAGAGAGGGUGCGGCCACUGUGCGACACUACCCCGCCCUGCCUGUCUCAGACAGUGCACCCAUCGUCAGUGUGUCAGGAGCAGGUGACUGCAUGGUGUCAGCAUUCCUAACGAACCAUCUGGAAGGUUUUGAUCUGGACACUUGUAUGACGUCAGGACUCCAGGCCGCGCACCUGUCUCUCAUGUCCAAUGAGGCCGUGCCGGCCACUAUGUCACGUGACGUUCUGAGAGUGGAGUCACGUGUGAAUUUAACGCUUUAUUCACUUCUAUUAAAGUGACAUGAAUGUUGUUAUAAAUAAUUGACCAAUACAAUAAUUAUGAUCAUAUAAAACAUACUCAGGAAUUCACUGGACCAAUUACUAGUAUGUGAUUCGAUUUCAUUUGUAAACAGUAUUAUUUUGAGUACAGCCGGUGAAAUAAUUCACUAGAAAAGUGGCUUGUGGACCUUUUUCACUAGAAAAGUGGCUUGUGUAUCUGCAUGUAUAAAACUAGAUAAAUAUUAUCAAGAUUUAGUUAAUAAAUAGUGUUUUUUU
Messenger RNA from Dreissena polymorpha, 2658 nucleotides. RefSeq lists its product as uncharacterized. NCBI's taxonomy places the organism in Eukaryota, Metazoa, Mollusca, Bivalvia, Myida, Dreissenidae. Gene Ontology annotation, molecular function: pseudouridylate synthase activity. Bases 166 to 2403 code for a protein of 745 amino acids. The transcript has 18 exons. The record is from RefSeq and is a predicted model, not a curated record.